Molecule: messenger RNA, 1354 nt
Organism: Helianthus annuus (common sunflower)
Lineage: Eukaryota; Viridiplantae; Streptophyta; Magnoliopsida; Asterales; Asteraceae
Product: probable protein phosphatase 2C 59
Exons: 3
Coding region: 230-1102 (290 amino acids)
Biological process (GO): protein dephosphorylation
Cellular component (GO): nucleus; cytosol
Molecular function (GO): protein serine/threonine phosphatase activity; cation binding
Source: RefSeq, a predicted model, not a curated record
UGCUUGCUCCCCUCCCUCUUCAUACUUUAUAAUAUGAGAAGACGAGCAAAAGCAAAAGUCAAAAUGUCAACUUUUUGACCUAGCUCCAGAUAUAUCAUCAAUUGCAUCUUCUUGAAUCUAAUCAAUUCAGAUCUCAACACCGUUAGGUUACACAGAUUUUCGCUGAUUGAUCGGCGUCGAAGUUGCAAUUUUGUAUCAUAAUAGGGGAGUUAAUUCAUUGUUGGUGGAUAUGGGGUAUUUGAGUUCAGUUUCAUCGGCCAGCAUGGGUCAACCGAAUGGUGAUUCGCCUGUUAGUGGUGGUGGUCUGAGUGAAGACUCAAAGUUCAGCUACGGGUUUGCAAGUUCUCCAGGAAAAAGAUCUUCGAUGGAGGAUUUCUACGAGGCAAGAAUCGAUAGCGUAGAUGGUGAAACGAUUGGUUUGUUUGGAGUGUUUGAUGGUCAUGGUGGAGCUCGAGCUGCAGAGUACGUCAAGCAACAUCUUUUCAGUAAUCUCAUCAAGCAUCCGAAGUUCAUAUCUGACACCAAAGCGGCAAUAUCGGACGCGUACAGUCAUACAGAUACCGAGUUUCUGAAAUCAGAGAACAAUCAGAACCGUGAUGCUGGAUCAACUGCUUCAACCGCUAUUCUUGUCGGUGACCGUUUGCUCGUUGCAAACGUCGGUGACUCACGCGCUGUUAUUUGCAGGGGUGGUAAAGCCUUUGCUGUUUCCCGUGACCAUAAGCCGGAUCAAAGUGAUGAACGACAACGUAUUGAGGAUGCUGGUGGUUUUGUCAUGUGGGCUGGGACUUGGAGAGUCGGUGGUGUUCUUGCUGUUUCCCGUGCGUUCGGUGAUAAACUUUUGAAGCAAUACGUUGUGGCGGAUCCGGAGAUUCAAGAGGAAAAGGUUGAUAACUCACUUGAGUUUCUAAUUCUCGCAAGUGAUGGGCUCUGGGAUGUUGUAACCAACGAUGAGGCCGUUGCAAUGGCGAUACCAAUUGACAGCCCAGAAGAAGCAGCAAAAAGGCUGAUGCAGGAGGCGUCUCAGAGAGGUAGUGCGGAUAAUAUAACAGUAGUUGUCGUUCGUUUCUUGGAUAAUGAAGCUAGUGGCUCGAGUUCCCAUUGAAAUACAAGUGUUAUUUGCGUUUAUGGACUGUGUUUUGAGUUGCUGCAAGUGUUUACUGACCAACUUUCAUAUGUUACUUUCGCGGUUGCUUAAGUUUGUUUUAGGGUCUGAGUUUCCCGUGCGUCGAAAACAUAAUAAAUGUAACGAGGAUUGUUUAUUUAUAUCUGUUUAUGUAAUAUGUAAUGCAAAGUGUGAAAAAGAAAAUACCUUUGGACUCUAAUUUGUAUGUUUACAGAACAUGGUUAUGCAUCA